AUGCUGAUCCGCACACUGAUGCUCUUCGUCGUGAUUAUGCUCGCCGUCGUGCUCUGCCGGCCUUCAGAAUCCUCCGAGCCGCAGAAGACCGACAUCACCGAGCAGAUCAAGAAGUGGAUGGGCGGGUUAGUCUGGAGAAAAAAGAUUUCGCAAAAAAAUCUGAAGGUCGGAAGCGGCGGACCCGAUGAUCAUGGCCCGGCUACAAGAACUUUUGGCCGCCGAGGCGUUUCUCGACUACGACAACUCUCAUGGAAGGCUCUCCAACCUUCAACGACUCGGAUGA
Caenorhabditis auriculariae is the source of this 283-nucleotide messenger RNA. Lineage: Eukaryota; Metazoa; Nematoda; Chromadorea; Rhabditida; Rhabditidae. The record is from the annotation of a GenBank genome assembly.